Necator americanus (New World hookworm) is the source of this 567-nucleotide messenger RNA. RefSeq lists its product as uncharacterized. The transcript is spliced from 5 exons. Bases 1 to 567 code for a protein of 188 amino acids. The record is from RefSeq and is a predicted model, not a curated record. NCBI's taxonomy places the organism in Eukaryota, Metazoa, Nematoda, Chromadorea, Rhabditida, Ancylostomatidae.
AUGCCAUUAGGUGGAAAGAAAAUACAAAACAAAGUGGAAAAUCUCUUUCGGGGGAUCUCAAAUGUAUGGGGAACAAGUCUGGACAGAGCGGGUUGUGGGAGUUCACUUGACAGCGACUGGCAAUUCAAUGUUACGAGACGGAUGUUUGUUGACAAAGAUUCGACGUUUCCCUUGGGCAUUCGACCUUUCAAGGAACUGAACCGUUUCUUGACUCGGUUGUUGUUUCCUGACGACCAGAUGCCGAGUGUCCAGCGAAUAUUGGUUCGAGGAUCAGCGGGUAGAGUGGUACCGACGGGUAUUGACGCUAUCGACCGAAGGGAAAUGUCGUUCUUGGAUACGUUUCAUAACCUUCAACUUGGAGUCCGGUAUUGUGCACAAGGCUCCGUGGUGACCAGCGUCCCGUGGGAUAAGGAAGUCCAGUAUUGUACCUCUUACCAUGGAGCAAUACCAGCACGAUUUGUUUUGGCUCCGACACCUCCUGUUCGAAUUACAGUUAUUGAGGCAGAAUUGACAGAGUCCGUUCCUCCGGAUGAAUCUUCAGCGUUCCUUACCCUCCGUGAUUUCUGA